Messenger RNA from Ectocarpus siliculosus, 1508 nucleotides. The record is from the annotation of a GenBank genome assembly. NCBI's taxonomy places the organism in Eukaryota, Phaeophyceae, Ectocarpales, Ectocarpaceae.
AUGCUCCCACACGAUGCUUACCGAUCUGUCCGCCUGGCGUGUAAGAUUGCAGACACACCCGCCUUGCCUCAGGCCGCUUUGGAGAACUUGGCCAGGGCGCGCGUGAAGCCCAAUCGCGUGUCGUGGGUGUUGACCGUUCCUGCAUGCUGCACGGCGCCGGCGACAAAGUUCAUGUCGGAUGCCGCCAUCAGGGCCGGCCUCAUCAACGGCGAAGAUGAUGCGGAGCAUCUUACGAUAUGCAAGGAGCCCGUGGCCGCCUGCCUCGCGCUCGAGGACAGACUGGACUGGAGUGUCAACGACAUGUAUUUGGUGGUUGACUGCGGAGGAGGCACCGUGGACAUUUGCGCGUUUAAGCUCGCCCAACUCGGCCCGCCGAUCCUCGAUCAAGUGGGAGACAACAUCAGCGAAUCGUGGGGUUCCACAUACGUGGACGAGCAAUUCCGCGUCUUCCUCAUGACGUUCGCUGACUCUGUCGCCCCCCGAGCGGGCCACUUCCAGCUCGAGUCGUUCGAGAGGGACGGCAUGUACAAAGUUCUGCAGAACUGGGAAGAAGCAAAAGUUGGCUUGAGUGUUGACAAACCCGAGUGCAGAAUCGACAUGAGCGAGAUGGUGGAAGCGUUGGGUGUGAGCCAGCCGGCGAUGGCGAUGGACACAGCCCGAAAAAAGACCAACAACGGAGGACAGGACUUGGUGGGCGGCUCUGGGACGGAGUUGGUCUUGAAGCCGGCUCUGUUGACACGCUUUUUCAGGACACAGUGCGACAGGAUUGCGGGGGCGGUGUCGGAGAAGCUAAAAACGGAAGAGCUACGGGGACUUAAGUCAGUCGUCAUGGUGGGCGGAUUCGCGGGCAGCAUGCAUGUUCAGGCGGCGGUUAGGAAGAGUGUCCUCGAGGAGUACCCCAACAAGAGCGUUCAGGUGGUAGUUGCGACAAGUCCCGAUCUGGCUGUUGUGCAAGGGGCCGCGCUCUAUGUCGGUCCCCUCGGUCCAAGGCCGAAAUACCCGACCUCCGCACCUGAGAUGAAUGGAAUCACCUGUGGCUCGUCGUACGGCAUUCUCACCUCAGGGCGGGGGACCUGGGACGCCAAAUUCUUCGAGGCUGUCUUGCUCAAAGGCGAAGCCUACCCGAAUGGCCACACGAAAGAUUUUGACUACACCGUGGGAAGCGACUGUAAACUGGCAUUCGGCUCGUGCGGCGCUAGCGAGGUGAAGGAAGGACGAAACAGGUUGGACAGCAUCGGUGGUAUUGGAGCGGUGCACAUUACGGUCUCCGAGACCAUUCCCGUACCAGGGGGUUGGGACAUGUGCUGCUGUAGACGCUCUACGUCUGCGGUUGAGCAAGACGAGAACGGCAUCAAAGAGGGCGAAACCCCGAUCAAGGUGGAGUUUACCAUCAUAGGAGUCGUCCUGCAUGUGAAAGUCAAGUCGAAGAGAGGCCGCGUCCUCAUGAAGCAAGUGGUACCCGGUUGUGGGUCUUAGCAUCUGGCGUCGUCAUUGAGUUCUGCGUCGCU